Messenger RNA from Fundulus heteroclitus (mummichog), 4050 nucleotides. It is a transcript of the gene whrnb, whose product is annotated as whirlin b. Gene Ontology annotation, molecular function: protein binding. The transcript has 11 exons. Gene Ontology annotation, biological process: sensory perception of sound; auditory receptor cell stereocilium organization. Gene Ontology annotation, cellular component: stereocilia ankle link complex; photoreceptor inner segment; cilium. The record is from RefSeq and is a predicted model, not a curated record. NCBI's taxonomy places the organism in Eukaryota, Metazoa, Chordata, Actinopteri, Cyprinodontiformes, Fundulidae. Bases 634 to 3477 code for a protein of 947 amino acids.
GUGUAACAUUAGCUGCUGCCAACAUUUAAAAAGAGGUAUGUGGCAGUUUCUAAGCAACACUCUGCCGCGGUCAAACAAACGUGCGUCAUUUCCUACAGACAAAGACUCCAGAGCGCGUCCCCUUCUGCGCCCUCUUCCAGCUGCGCUCACAGAGACCUUGGUCGCAGAAAGGAGCACAUUCUGAUGGAGCUUCUGUUUUCGUAGAAAUGCUCAUUAUUAGAAAGGGGUGUGUUAAGUAGGGCUUUUUCAGAUUCGCCUAACCUAGGCAGCUUUUGGCUGAGUUUGACUUAGGUAACUCGUCGUCUCACCGAACAAUCUGAGUCGAGGAGGUGCGUCCCCUUCAGAACCCCGGUGCUGCUCCUGUUGAGCAUGGAUUAGAGACAGGACGGGGGGUGCAGUUUGCCGUCUGUUUUCGGAGCCAGGAAACGUGGGGUGGGAAUAUGUGUUCGUUGGCGUGACAACGAAACGCAAAUCAGCGCCAUUACGCAUUGAUCACCGGUCACCUGUUGAUGCCUGACGCUCGGGGAGCUGUUUAACUUUGUUGGUGGAAGAUGUGAGGUGAAGGGUGCUGGACCAAAUGCCCGAUCCGUCCACUGCACUGCCUGGCGCACUGUUUCUCCGUUAUGCGGUAGGAUGAGCGCUGAUCUGGAGCGCGCUUCGCCAAACACAUCGGUGAACUCGGACGGCUUAGGGGGCCGUGCGCUCUCGGCAAAUGUCCGGAGGCUUCACAACAACCUCAACCUGCUCCUAAGUGACCUGGAGAGAGAGCAGUUCAUUCAUUGUCUAAAUGUCUAUCACGCCAAACGCAACGUCUUCGACCUGGUCCAAACUCUCAAAGUGAUUCUCAGCACGCCCGGGAAGCGACAGCUGCUGCCCAUGCUGCGCCUGGUCAUCCCGAGGUCCGACCAGCUCCUCUUUGACCAGUACACGUCCGAGGGGCUCUACCUGAAGACAGACGAGGGCGACUCAACUCUGCAAACAUAUGUCAGCUCAAUCUGCGAGCAGCCCCUCGCUCUGGGCUGUCCGGAACCGACUACUUCCAUGAGCCCUAUGUUCACAGAGGGCCUCUUUGGAGGGGUGCGCCAAGUCACCCUGACGCGCACCAGGAGCCACGAGGGUCUGGGCUUCAGUAUCCGCGGGGGCUCGGAGCACGGCGUGGGGAUCUACGUGUCCCUGGUGGAGCCGGGCUCUUCGGCCGAGAGAGAAGGACUGAGGGUCGGGGACCAGAUAGUAGCAGCGAACGACUCGGUGUUUGACGCUGUCACUCACACAGAGGCGGUGAAGGUGCUGAAGGGAUGCAAGAAGCUGACCAUGUCAUUGUGUUCAAUGGGUCACAUCCCAGGAGGGUAUAUGACCAACAAAGUGUACAGCUGGGUGGACCCUCAGGGUCGGAGUGUGUCUCCUCCUCCUGAUAGCCAAGAGGCCAACCUGAGGCAAGGGUACAGCAUGGAGGAGAGGACGGUCAUGCUGAACAUGGAUGAUGGUCGCUCUCUGGGUCUAAUGAUAAGGGGUGGAGCUGAGUAUGGACUAGGGAUCUACAUCACAGGAGUGGACCCUGGAUCUGCAGCACAUGUUGGUGAACUAAAGGUGGGUGACCAAAUCCUAGAGGUGAAUGAUCAGAGCUUUGUCACCAUCUCCCAUGACGAGGCGGUUAGCAUCCUCAAGUUAGGGCACCACCUACUGAUGAAAGUGAGGAAUGUGGGGCGUCUGCCUCAUGCACGCACAAUUGUGGAUGAGACCAAAUGGAUGUGUGGUCAGGUGAUAGCUGAGACUAAUGCAACAGGUGCCAUAAAUUCUGUCUCAAAUCCCAGUGCCGGUGCUGGUGUUCAUGCAAACGUCAGUCCCAGUGGCAACAAUACAAGACCAUCUUCUGCCAGAGCUACGCCUGUAUUUGGAAAGUCGGCAGGGUACAGAGGGGUUUGCCCACCUGGUGCUCAGGUAUCUUUAGAACAACAGGCCUACAUGCUGCUGACGGAACAGGAGAGGCAGACCAUGGGCUACUACCUGCAGGAGUAUCAGCAAGGACACAUUAAUGUGGAACCAUUGACCAUGGCCCUCUUUGAGCUUUUCAACACCCAUGCAAAGUUGUCCAUGUUGUCUGAAGUCAGGAGUUUGGUGGCCCCUCAGGAUCUGGAGGUGUACGACAGGCUAGUGUUGCACCGUCAAAGAGAGGCUCAUCAGGCAUGGCAAGGAGGUCUAAGAGUGCUACAUCCAUCAGGCCAUUGUAACUAUGCAGCUCCUAUACAUGACGCAGGACAGACCACCAGUUCAAUGGAUGAAAUGAAGUCUCCUCCACCCAUCAGAGCUGCACCUAGCCAGACCCAGAACAUUCUAACCAGGGACAAAGAGCUCAGCCAGCAGCCUUCAGCCCUCUUAAUGCAGCCCUGUUCCAGUGUUCCCCUUUUUGGCCCAACUCGGCUGCUUCAAGAAUGCCUCCACAAGUCACUUAAAUCCCUCCCCAGCUGCCAAGAGUCCUCCUCAGUAUCUGCCCAGCAUGCAUGUGCUACAACAAAACAUCACACCUCUCUCAAUGCACUCCAACAUACCUGCCAGAGCACCCCUCAUCUUUCUGACUCCGAGCAAUACCCCCAUCCACACUUCACUCAGCAUGUUCACCAGCACGCUGGCCACUACAAUCGACCCAGUUCAGGACAUCACACCUGUCCAGGCUUCCUACAUAGUCGGGACUCCUCCAUAUCUGUUAAACCAGAAGCAGCGGUCAAACUGUCUUCUAGAUCAAGCUCCUAUGAAAAGUCAUCUGUUUUGUCAAAGUCUGCCUCAUCCUCCAAAGCAGCAUCUCCAAUGCCAUCGCCGCAUCUAUCACCACAUCCUUCCCCACAUGCUUCCCCAUGUCCCUCCCCAUGUCCCUCUCGCAUGAUACCUGCUGCUCUAUCUUGUAGUCCAGACCGGCUCUGCUCCCCUGCCCUCACCCACAAGAUCAUUGUAACAGAUAUGAACCGACUGUCUGCAGACUCAAGACAACAGCAACGAGGUGCCACCCUGUCUCAGCUGUCUGACAGUGGUCAAACUCUGAGUGAGGACAGUGGUGUGGACAUAGCGGAGGCAGGAGGCCUUAGUAAGGAUGGCAGCCCAAGACCAAGCAAGAAUAAGCAGGGCCAUCUGGAACAGCAAGGGGCCCAAGCGCCUCCUACAGGGGCCACAAGACAACAGACCAGCUCACCUAUUUCAGCACUCAACACUGUCCUUGUACGAGUGACGAAAAAUGCCAACACCUUGGGCAUUGCUAUAGAAGGAGGAGUGAGCACUCGGCAACCUCUGCCACACAUUGUGACCAUUCAGAAAGGAGGAUCGGCUCAUAACUGUGGCCGACUGAAGGUUGGUCAGAUCAUCCUGGAAGUCAAUGGAAUUUCCCUAAGAGGACGGGAGCACAAAGAGGCCGCCCGAAUCAUUGCUGAAGCCUUCAAGACAAAAGAGAAGGACCAUAUUGACUUCCUGGUUGCUGAGCCAGGGUUCUAGUUGAAAGACAAUCACUCUUUCUUUACCCUUUUAUUUAAAAAGACAAUAUUAUGCACCACUGAGAACUCUCAGUGAACACCUUCUAAUAAUUAUCCUUAUUUCAUUUCAGGGUUAUAGAUACCACAAUGAUGUGGUAGAUUUCUGCUAACUGCUCUCUUUAGAGAUUUGCACAAGCUAAAUAAACAAAAGGUUGUUAUAUUAAUAUUUCCCAAAUUGGACCUUGGUCAAAUGUUAUUACUUUAGUUUUAUAAAAAGACAUUUUUAACUGUGUUAGUGGUCUAUUCUCCUUUAGGGUAGUUAGGGGGAAAACAAAAAGUCAAAAAAUACCUUAGUACCAUUUUUUUUAUUUAGUUUGCAGGAAAAAAAAGUGUCCCACUGUGCACAUCCAGUUGUUUUAUUAUUUUAGAACUUUUCAACAAUGAAAGUUGAAGUUGAAGGGUUUGAUUCCGAUCGGACAUUUUAAACGAUUGCUCAAAAGUUUGGAAAUGACAUCUAUGGUUUGUAACUGUUUUAUGAAAUUCUAAUUUAGAUACAUGUUAUGUAAACUGUAAUGUAAAUUGUAAUGUAAUCUUU